Molecule: messenger RNA, 1167 nt
Organism: Trichoplusia ni (cabbage looper)
Lineage: Eukaryota; Metazoa; Arthropoda; Insecta; Lepidoptera; Noctuidae
Gene: NHP2
Product: H/ACA ribonucleoprotein complex subunit 2-like protein
Exons: 2
Coding region: 91-561 (156 amino acids)
Biological process (GO): rRNA pseudouridine synthesis; snRNA pseudouridine synthesis
Cellular component (GO): box H/ACA snoRNP complex
Molecular function (GO): box H/ACA snoRNA binding
Source: RefSeq, a predicted model, not a curated record
GAACUGUCAAAUUCACGUUUGCCUUGUGUUGUGCGGUGCCCGUGCACGUGUUUAUAAAAUAUAAACAAUUUUUGACUAAUACUUACCAAAAUGGGUAAAAUAAAACAAGAGCCUGUCGAACAGGAAGAUCAAGCAGACGUUUCUGUUAAAAAUGAACCUCAAAGCUAUGACGAAAAAGUUGACCACUGCAGCGUGAUUGCAAAGCCGAUGGCGCCUAAGAAACUGAGCAAAAAGAUCUACAAACUUAUCAAAAAGUCAACAUCACACAAAAAUUACAUUAGGAAUGGCCUUAAAAUUGUCCAAAAACAAUUACGACUCGGCGAGAAAGGAAUUGUCUUCUUCGCUGGAGACAUAUCACCAAUAGAAAUCAUGUGCCACUUACCUGCCGUCUGUGAAGAGAAGGACAUCCCAUACUGCUACACUCCAAGCCGCAAAGACAUCGGAGCAGCUAUGGGCACCAUGAGAGGGUGUGUCAUGGUGUUAGUGAAAGAACAUGAUGAUUACAAAGACUUGUUUGAUGAAGUAAGAGGAGAAAUCAAACUGCUCGGACACCCUAUCUAGUUAUAAGAAUAUUAGUAAAGUAGGUUAUUGUUAAUACUUUGAAGUUAUAUUGUUGUGACUUGGUUAGCCAGUAGAGGUUUUAGGUUUACUUGUAAUCAAUCUGUUUAAUGAAGCUAGCUGACUUUGUAUACGACUUUCAGCUUCAGAGUAUUGCAACUUGGUUUUGUAGUUAAUAUGUUGUUUUUAUUUUAAGAACUUAGUUUAUAUUGUGUUUUUGGAAAAUGACUUUUUGGCUGUAGAGAAGGAUUUAACAAUGUUACAGAGCUUGCUGCCAUCAAUAUGAUUACAUUAACCAUAAAAUACGCAACUUAGUCACUUUGUAAUAAUCUCUAUUACAAACAAUAGCUUUUACUCACUUUUACUAACUAGACUUAAUUCCUUGUUUGUAUGUACCUAGUUCUUAGAUGUUAAUAAGAAUAUAAUAUGUAACUGCAAAACACAAGUAUAAAUUUGAUUGAUAUAUUACUGUGCUUGUUUGAACAAAAUGUAUCAAUUAAGAUUUAAUUAGUAAUAAGUUAGGUUAAGUAUAAAAUAAUGGUGUACAAGGAUUGUUAUGUAUGACUCUUGUGGACCAAGAUUUUUUAAUAUAGGCAAAUUAUUCUAAUA